This is a messenger RNA of Condylura cristata (star-nosed mole), 1885 nucleotides long. It is a transcript of the gene RAD9A, whose product is annotated as RAD9 homolog A (S. pombe). The transcript has 9 exons. The coding region runs from base 28 to 1194 and encodes 388 amino acids. Lineage: Eukaryota; Metazoa; Chordata; Mammalia; Eulipotyphla; Talpidae. Gene Ontology annotation, cellular component: checkpoint clamp complex. The record is from RefSeq and is a predicted model, not a curated record. Gene Ontology annotation, biological process: mitotic intra-S DNA damage checkpoint signaling; cellular response to ionizing radiation; DNA replication checkpoint signaling.
GGCAAGGCCGUCCACUCCCUGUCGCGGAUGGGGGACGAGCUCUACCUGGAGCCCCUGGAAGACGGGCUGUCCCUCCGGACUGUGAACUCCUCCCGCUCGGCCUAUGCUUGCUUCCUCUUCGCCCCGCUGUUCUUCGAGCAGUACCAGGCGGCCACCCCGGGGCAAGACCCCUUGCGCUGCAAGAUCCUGAUGAAGUCCUUCCUGUCCAUCUUCCGCUCGCUGGCCUUGCUGGAGAAGACUGUGGACAAGUGCUGCAUCUCCCUGAACGGCAGGGGCAGCCGCCUUGUGGUCCAGCUGCACUGCAAGUAUGGGGUGAGGAAGACUCACAACCUGUCCUUCCAGGACUGCGAGUCCCUGCAGGCUGUCUUCGACCCCGCUGUGUGCCCCCACGUGCUCCGCGCCCCAGCCAGGGUCCUGGCUGAGGCCGUUCUGCCCUUUCCCCCUACACUGGCCGAAGUGACGCUGGGCAUCGGCCGCGGCCGCAGGGUCAUUCUGCGCAGCUACCAGGAGGAGGAGGCAGACAGCACCGUCAAAGCCAUGGUGACCGAACUGAGCCUCGGGGAGGAGGAUUUCCAGCAGCUGCAGGCCCAAGAAGGGGUGGCCAUCACUUUCUGCCUCAAGGAAUUCCGGGUGAGGCUCCCCCGGCUCCCCCACCCUGUCCUCCCUACCUGCCUGGCCUUACCCUCUGCCUGUCUCCUGCAGGGGCUCCUGAGCUUUGCAGAGUCGGCAAACUUGCCCCUUAGUGUUCACUUUGAUACUCCGGGCAGGCCAGCCAUCUUCACCAUUGCGGACUCUCUGCUAGAUGGCCACUUUGUCCUGGCCACGCUCUCAGAGCUGGACCCGCCAGCCCAGAACUUGCACUUCUCUGAGCUCCGCAGGCCGGCGCCUCGGCUCCCGGCUCACAGUAUGCCCCCCCCGGACGACUUUGCUAAUGAUGACAUCGACUCCUACAUGAUUGCCAUGGAGACCACUCUGGGCAGCGAGAGCUCUCGAGUGCUGCCCCCCGUCGGUGCCCCAUCGGGCCCCCACUCUGAGAAGGACGAUGAAGACGAGGAAGCUGAACCCAGUACAGUGCCCGGGACGCCCCCCCCCAAGAAGUUCCGCUCCCUGUUCUUUGGCUCCAUCCUGGCCCCAGCGCUUUCUCCCCAGGGCCCCAGCCCGGUGCUGGCCGAAGACAGUGAGGGCGAAGGCUGAGCUGAGAACCGCCUGUCGAGGCCCCGGAGUAGGUGGACCGGCAGCCACCCCCCACCCGGCUCCUGUGCCCUGGCGGGGUACAGUGGGCCGGACUGGCGCUCAGCUAGCUGGUCUUGGCUAGCCCCAGCCCCCAGCUGUGGCCGCCUGGGCCUUUCCCCUUCUCCCAACUAAUCAUGUCUGAACAAAGGGCCUCAGCCUGUGGCUGGGGCUGGGCUCUGCUUCCUCUCAGCUCACCUGUUAGGAAACAAAAUCAGUGAUCCGCCUCCUGCCAGGAGUGACCUGACCCCACAAGUCCCGGGCACGCCUCUGUGGUCUGAGGUGGCGCAGGCGGCUGCUUUCCUGAUGCUCGUGUGCCCUGUCACAAUUCCGAGCCUCUGGCCCCGUGCCUCCAGGCCUGCCUUUCCCAAGUGGCUCCGGGCAGAAGGGCUGUCGGCCCAGAGUCUGGGACAAGGGAGACAGAGGCCGUGGCAAGAAUCCAGCUUUGACCUUUAUUCAAGAGACCAGAUGGGUUGCCCCAGGAGCCGGCUGCCAGCCCCAAGGACGAGCAAGGCUGGAGCCCCACAAUCUGGCCCCGCUUUGCCCUGAGCUGCAGCCUCAGCCCCAGGACCCUGCUUGCAGCCACCCCUGGCACAGCAGAGGGGCCCCGGGGGUCUGGAUGCUGCUAGUGAUUCAUUAAAAAAAGAAAAAUACA